GUAAUUGUUGGAAAUAUCAUGGAUAUGUAAAGCAAAUGAACAAAGAAAGGUUCACAUCAAGAAGCAGCAGGGAAUGGAGGCCCGCAAAGGCAGCUAGAGAAGUGAAAUGGGCAGGAGACAUAUUAAAUUAUGAGUGAGCUUGCUAUGAAGAAAGAACCCACACAUUUUAGAAGGCAGUGCAAUGAGGUUUCCUUAGGUCUGAUAGAAGAUGAGAGGGAAGCAGGGGAAAAAAGAAAUGGAGAAAGAAGAGCAGGAAAUAAUUUAACGUCAACUGAACCUCCUGGAAGGAAAGAGAAAGGUCAUCCUCUUGUUUUGCAUAUCACCUGGAAUCAUCUAAAAGCCACCUUCUAUGGAGCAGAGCCUGCAAGGCAAUCAAUUCUGGCACUUGGGUCAGUUGGAUGUGAUGUGGCCCUGCAGGUUUCCAGCAUCCAGUAAUGAAGAUUCUCCAUUGCCUCCUAGGUCCUACCAUCUUCCCUCCAGGACCUCAACGGUAAGGAGAGGCAGUGGAGACCAAUCCUCUAAGAUGUUCAUUUGGACCAGUGGCCGGAGCUCCACAUCAUACAGGCAUGAUGAGAGAAGAAAUAUUUACCAAAAAAUCAGGGAUCAUGAUCUACUGGACAAAAGGAAAACAGUCACCGCUCUCAAAGCAGGAGAGGACCGGGCCAUACUGCUGGGACUGGCCAUGAUGGUGUGCUCCAUAAUGAUGUACUUCCUCCUGGGCAUCACACUGCUGAGGUCAUACAUGCAAAGUGUUUGGACAGAAGAGACACAGUGCACACUCCUCAACGCCUCCAUCACAGAAACCUUUAACUGUUCAUUCAGCUGUGGCCAUGACGGCUGGAAAAUCUCUCAGUACCCCUGCUUACAGGUCUAUGUCAAUGUAUCCUCUUCGGGGCAAAAGUACUUACUUUAUCACACAGAAGAGACCAUCAAAAUUAAUUCUGAGUGUUCUUAUAUACCCAAAUGUGGAAAGAACUUUGAAGAGUCUUUGUCCCUUGUGAAUGUCGUCAUGGAGAACUUCAAGAAGUAUCAGCACUUUACCUGUUUCUAUGACCCGGAAGGCAUUCAGAAGAAUGUGUUGCUAACCAAACUUUACAGUUCCAAUGUGCUGUUCCACUCACUCUUUUGGCCAACAUGUAUGAUGAUAGGUGGACUUGUAAUUGUUGCCAUGGUCAAGUUGACCCAAUAUCUGUCUCUUCUUUGUGAAAGGAUCCAACGGAUCAACAGAUAGAAGCAACCACUUGCUUCUAGGAUUUGACUUACAGCUGAAAUACUGUUGUUUUUUUCCAUUCUUCACCAAAGAACCUUAAGUUUGUAAUGCUUCUGUUCUAAGUUCCUUAUAUUUUUAUGAAGUAGAGCAAUAAUGAAAAAGGCUGUUCUAUAUGCAACUGUGAUGUUAUUAUUAUGCAUACAAUGAGAGAAGGAAUUACCAUUUGCAUUGGCCAUCUACAUGAUCUUGAUUUAUGCUGCAACUUAAUUAUUUUUCUUCUUCUCUUCUUCCUCCUCUUCUUCCUCCUUUUUCUACAGCCAAAACAGGGCUCAGUGUGAUCUUUUGCCAAGCCUUGUUAAUAAAAGGAUCGUCUCAGCACAAAUCUAUUUUGGAAGGUUCUCCCGCGUGGCCACAUGUCUUCAUGUGGACCAUUUAAGUUCCACUUAGGCACUGGGAAGGGGAAGAAAAGGUGCAGAGUGGAGUGGGGGGAUAGUGAAAGGUAAGAACUCAAUUUGCCUGUCUGAAGUGGAACUAAGAUGGAAGACUUGAUCCAGAAAUCUUUUGCAGAUAUAGAAUCUUACAAAAACAGGGGAAAUCCAAAGACACACAUUGCUGUACACCCAGGCCCAAAUCUAGUGGAGCAUAAUCUCAGUGAAGUUCCAUUGAAAUUGAUAAGACAUU
Molecule: messenger RNA, 1891 nt
Organism: Candoia aspera
Lineage: Eukaryota; Metazoa; Chordata; Lepidosauria; Squamata; Candoiidae
Gene: KCNMB2
Product: potassium calcium-activated channel subfamily M regulatory beta subunit 2
Exons: 4
Coding region: 350-1231 (293 amino acids)
Biological process (GO): detection of calcium ion; potassium ion transport
Cellular component (GO): voltage-gated potassium channel complex; membrane
Molecular function (GO): potassium channel regulator activity; calcium-activated potassium channel activity
Source: RefSeq, a predicted model, not a curated record